AUGACUUCCCUUCAGACAACAGAGCAGAUGUUGUGGUUCCCCACCAAGUUUCAACAAGCUGCUGGGAUGGAAAUGAAUAACAAGAAAGCCAUGGUAUUGGUCUUGCUGCUGCUACUGUCUCAGCUGGCCUGUGACGCUCACAGCGUGCCUGAGUGCUGCAGAGAACCGUCUCGUCCCUGCCGCCUUUAUGUGUUGCUGUGUCGCUCAGGCAACAAGGGACCGGGUGGAGUCCUCACGGAUGAUGCGUCCGCUGGGAUCCUCACUCUGGGCAAACGAAAAGAGGACGAGUAUCGCUUUCAGAGCCGACUCCAACAGCUCCUACAAGGCUCCAGGAACCAAGCAGCAGGGAUUCUGACAAUGGGGAAGAGAACCAGAGAGAGAGCUGGGGAGCAGUACAUGGACUGGAUGGCUCAAUCUGGAACGACCAUUAUGACUCCCCUGCCUGUUUGA
Messenger RNA from Neolamprologus brichardi, 450 nucleotides. RefSeq names its product hypocretin (orexin) neuropeptide precursor (gene hcrt). Lineage: Eukaryota; Metazoa; Chordata; Actinopteri; Cichliformes; Cichlidae. Gene Ontology annotation, biological process: temperature homeostasis; positive regulation of transmission of nerve impulse; neuropeptide signaling pathway. Gene Ontology annotation, molecular function: type 1 orexin receptor binding; type 2 orexin receptor binding; neuropeptide hormone activity. The record is from RefSeq and is a predicted model, not a curated record. Gene Ontology annotation, cellular component: perinuclear region of cytoplasm.